This is a messenger RNA of Ricinus communis (castor bean), 2881 nucleotides long. RefSeq names its product cytosolic endo-beta-N-acetylglucosaminidase 1. The record is from RefSeq and is a predicted model, not a curated record. Gene Ontology annotation, biological process: protein deglycosylation. Gene Ontology annotation, molecular function: mannosyl-glycoprotein endo-beta-N-acetylglucosaminidase activity. Gene Ontology annotation, cellular component: cytoplasm. Lineage: Eukaryota; Viridiplantae; Streptophyta; Magnoliopsida; Malpighiales; Euphorbiaceae. The transcript is spliced from 13 exons. The coding region runs from base 275 to 2686 and encodes 803 amino acids.
UGUUUAAAUAGAAAUAAACAUUUGUAUUCUUUCCUUUAACUUUUCCCACCAUGCAGUGACUAGAGACAACCAAAAAGACUUAAACAAAUGUUCAUAUCGAAUCAGCCGUUCACUUUGGUCUCGUCUUCUAUCAAACUCUCCUAGCAAAAUCACCAUUAACAAUGCUCCAUGCCACCCUUUCUUCCCACUUUCAUAUACUACCAACUUCUGAUCUCUUAUCUGCUUUCCUUUCUGUAACUUUCACAAGCUACAACCCACUAGUCUCUUCAACACCAUGUCUCUAACAAAUGAAGCACAAUCCUCCACACUUGAUCCUCCUCCAUUUGAUCCAUUACAGCCCUCCAUUCCCGUCUCCUACCCACUGAAAACCCUCAAAGAACUCGAGUCUCGGUCUUACUUCAAGUCCUUUCACUACCCAUUUAACAAGUCAUCUGUUUCUCUUAAAAGCUCUGGCUUAGAUAACAGGCCUAGGAUUCUUGUGUGCCAUGAUAUGCAAGGAGGUUAUGUAGAUGAUAAGUGGGUACAAGGAGGGAACAACAAAAGUGCCUAUGCAAUUUGGCAUUGGUAUUUGAUUGAUGUUUUUGUUUACUUUUCCCAUAAUUUGGUUACAUUGCCUCCACCUUGUUGGACUAAUACAGCACAUAGACAUGGGGUUAAGGUGUUGGGGACUUUCAUCACAGAAGGGAGUGAUGGGACAGAGACUUGCAAUAAAUUGCUUGCAACAAAAGAAUCUGCUCACAUGUAUGCUGAGAGAUUGGCAGAGCUUGCUGCUGAUCUGGGCUUUGAUGGAUGGCUGAUGAAUAUAGAGGUUGAGUUAGAAGCGAAACAGAUUCCUAAUUUGAAAGAAUUUGUCAGCCAUCUAACUCAGAUCAUGCACUCCACAGUUCCUGGAUCUUUAGUAAUAUGGUAUGACAGUGUAACAGUCAAUGGAAGACUUAUAUAUCAGAAUCAACUGAAUGAAAAUAAUAAGCCUUUCUUUGAUAUAUGUGAUGGCAUAUUUGCGAAUUAUUGGUGGGCGAAAGACUAUCCGAAAAAUUCAGCAGUGGUUGCUGGUGAUAGAAAGUUUGAUGUGUACAUGGGAGUAGAUGUAUUUGGCAGGGGAACUUAUGGUGGAGGAGAAUGGAAUACAAAUGUUGCCCUUGAUGUGUGCAAGAAGGCGGAUGUAUCAGCUGCAAUAUUUGCACCAGGAUGGGUCUAUGAGACUAAGCAACCUCCUGAUUUUCAAACUGCACAAAACAAGUGGUGGAGCCUUGUGGAAAAAUCAUGUGGAGUAGUAAAAUCCUAUCCUAAUACACUACCCUUCUAUUCAAAUUUUGAUCAGGGUCAUGGCUAUCAUUUUUCUGUUGAAGGAGGGCAAGUCUCAAAUGCUCCGUGGAAUAACAUAUCUUCCCAGGGCCUUCAGCCUUUUCUUGAAUUUAACAAGAAUCAAACUACAGAUACCAUUCAAGUUCUUGCAGAUUUUAAGGAAGCAUCUUAUAGUGGAGGAGCAAACAUUACAUUUAAGGGAACUUUGAAAGAUCACAAUGAUUUCACAGCAAGACUAUUUCAGGGAAGGUUGCUUCUUGGGGAAUUACCUCUCCACAUGACAUAUUCUGUGAAAUCAGAUGGGGAUUCUCAGAUCGGCCUAUGUCUGUACUUCUCUUCCACUCUGAAUAAAAGAACAUCAGUAUUUAUUGCACCCUGCGGAAAGAGCCAAUUUUCGAAUGAGUUCAGUAAAGUGAUUGUGCCACAUAGACUUGACAAGCCAGAAAUGGCUCCAGGAUGGGUAAUUCAGGAGAGCAGCAUUGACAUGAAUGGAUACACACUGACAGAAAUCCACGCUCUAUGCUACAGAUCAAAGCCUGAACAUGGAAAACUGAGAUCAGAAUACAUAUCAGAUAGACAUGAUAAUACAACAGGUCCAAGUCCGUCAGAAUAUUUUGCAGUACUUGGUCAUAUCACAAUCAAGAAUUCUAAAGAGAACCCUGUAUUUCCUGCUUCUAGCUCGUGGUUAGUUGCGGGUCAGUGUAUCAAGUGGAUUUCAGGCUCUCAGGGUUCUAAGAAACUUAGCAUUAAAAUCAGUUGGAAGUUGAAAGAUGGAAGUACUUCUCAAUUUUCAAAGUUUAAUAUUUAUGUUGAAAAGCUAGGGAAAAAUGCUGGUAGAAAUUCAGAUGGAAGAAUAGAAGGAAUUCAGGAAUUUAUUGGAGUUGCAUGUGUUGAAACUUUCUAUGUUUCUUGUCUUUCCAUUCCUUGUAGCACUUCUAGUGUCAAAUUCAUUAUUCAGAUGUGUGGCAUAGACGGAACUUGCCAGAAACUGGUUGAUUCUCCAUUAUUCCUGUUGGAUGUUGAAGCAUCUCAUCAAGUGGCCAUUCCCAUUUCUAAUUAUGGCGAAACGGACUCAUUGAACACAUCUCAGGCUGAUACGAAUCAUGGGAGAAGGUUUAUCAAGAAUAACGAUUACAAGGCAUCUAAACCAUGGGGAAACUCCAUAUGGUAUGGUCUUUCUAUUAAAGGACGUGCUACAUAUGUGGCUGUUGACUUGCUACAAAGAGUUGGCAAAAUGGACAGGCAAAUCAUCAUAGGUAGAUUAAAACAAACAGGUUUAAGUUGGUUGCUAAUGGUGUCUUUGGUUCUAUUUGGAACCUCUUUAUGGGUUUUAAACAAUAUUGUUGUCAAGAAUAUUGGAGGAAACAUGCAUCUGCAAUGAGGGAUUGCUUCGGAUAAGAUCUGAACCUGAUGUCUCAGGUUUACUGAUAGACCAAAUCACCUGGGAAUCUGAUUAUUAUGACUUUGUUCAUUAAGCUAGUACACUUUCGUAUUCCUAUAGUUAACAGGUGUUAGGAUUUUGAUUGUGGAAGAAUAUUUAUUUGGAAAUAACAUUUGGAUAAUAAUAUUGGGAUAA